Molecule: messenger RNA, 1854 nt
Organism: Nannospalax galili (Upper Galilee mountains blind mole rat)
Lineage: Eukaryota; Metazoa; Chordata; Mammalia; Rodentia; Spalacidae
Gene: Pigb
Product: phosphatidylinositol glycan anchor biosynthesis class B
Exons: 12
Coding region: 39-1664 (541 amino acids)
Biological process (GO): GPI anchor biosynthetic process
Cellular component (GO): endoplasmic reticulum membrane
Molecular function (GO): alpha-1,2-mannosyltransferase activity
Source: RefSeq, a predicted model, not a curated record
CAGCCUUCUGCACCCCGGUGACGCCGCGGCGACACUGAAUGGACCCCGAGGGGGGCGACCGCGGCUUCGCCUUCCGGGGUCUCCACAACCGCUCCCCGGAAAAGGUGAAGCUGCGGAAGAGAAAGUCUACGCUCUACGUCAGAACGCAGGAGGACCGCCCGAGGCGCGGCGAUCUUCUUGGAGAAAACAUUUACCUGGUCUUGUUCACCUUUGCUCUACGAAUAUUUAACUGCUUCUUAGUUCAGACAAGUUUUGUUCCAGAUGAAUAUUGGCAGUCUCUUGAAGUUGCACACCACAUGGUUUUCAAUUAUGGUUAUUUGACCUGGGAAUGGACAGAAAGAUUGAGAGGUUACACUUACCCCUUAAUCUUUGCAAGCAUAUAUAAAUUUUUGCAUCUUUUGGGGAAAGAUAAUGUUCAGUUGCUGAUCUGGAUUCCCAGACUUGGCCAGGCUCUUCUGUCUGCUGUAGCAGAUAUUCGGCUUUACUCACUCAUGAAGCAGCUGGGAAACCAGGAAGUGGCAAGAUGGGUGUUUUUUUGCCAGUUGUGCUCUUGGUUCACAUGGUAUUGCUGUACCAGAACCCUCACAAACACCAUGGAAACUGCUCUUACUGUCAUUGCUCUCUUCUACUAUCCUUUGGAAGGUUCAAAGUCCAGCAACAGUGUCAAGUACUCGUCCCUGGUUGCACUCGCCUUCAUCAUCCGCCCCACAGCUCUCAUCCCAUGGGUACCAUUACUCUUCAGACAUUUCUACCAAGAACGGAGAAAGCUUGAUCUUACUCUACAUCAUUUUUUACCUGUAGGAUUUAUAACGUUGAGUUUGUCUCUGAUAAUUGAUCGCAUUUUUUUUGGCCAAUGGACUCUGGUCCAGUUGAACUUCUUGAGAUUUAAUGUGCUGCAGAAUUUGGGAACAUUUUAUGGCUCCCACCCAUGGCACUGGUACUUCAGUCAAGGGUUCCCUGUCGUCCUGGGAACCCACUUACCCUUCUUUAUCCAUGGCUGCUUCCUAGCCCCUAGGAAGCUCUACAUACUACUGCUGACUGUGCUAUGGACUCUGCUGGUAUACAGCAUGUUGGGCCACAAAGAAUUCAGGUUUAUCUAUCCAGUUUUACCACUUUGUAUGGUGUUCUGUGGAUACUCACUAACCAACCUGAAGAUGUGGAAGAAACCAGCUCUGAGUUUUCUGUUUUUAUCAAAUGUGCUGCUCGCAUUCUAUACUGGCUUAAUUCAUCAACGGGGCACUCUCGAUGUCAUGAGUCAUAUUCAGAAAGUCUGUCCCAGCGGGCCUGAUCAAUCUUCUGCCUCAGUUUUCAUAAUGAUGCCCUGUCACUCCACUCCCUACUACAGCCAUGUUCACUGUCCACUAUCGAUGCGAUUUCUCCAGUGUCCCCCAGACUUGACUGGAAAAACUCAGUAUCUUGAUGAAGCAGAUGUAUUUUACCUAAAUCCUUUAAACUGGUUACAUCAAGAGUUUCUCAGCAACACUUCGCUCCCCACUCACUUGGUCAUCUUCAGUGUUCUGGAGAAGGAAAUCCAUGCUUUCCUAACUUCAGGAAACUACAAGAAGACUGCUGUUUUCUUUCACACUCACUUGCCCGAGGGUCGAACUGGAAGUCACAUACAUGUCUACGAACGAAAGCUAAACGGAAAACUCAACACAAGAUGAAGAAGUGUUUUUCUGCAUCUAGGAUGCAGGCAAGGUGACAACUGUAGGUUCACACUUCAGUCAACACCAAAUGAUGCAUGGAACCAGCAGUGAGCCUCUGUGGACAGCUUUACCAUUAUAAUGAUCACAAAAUAGAGACGAGCACUAUUACACAAUGCCAGCCUUAAAAUAAAGCCUUUAGUUUUCUUCA